CGUAGCUCAGUAGGUAGAGCGUGAGAAGCUUAAUCUCAGGGUUGUGGGUUCGAGCCCCAUGUGAGAAAAAAGUGGAAAUAAAGUGUGAUCAAACUCCGAGAUCGUCCUGGGAGACAGAAGCCCCAGAUACGCCGCUGGCUAAGGGCAGAGCGACCAGUUCUCCGCCUCCCCGCCCUUUACCGCUAAACGAGUCCGCAAGAAACAAAUAGCAAUUCUCGUUCAAAUUCAUUGCGGAAGUGAUGACUUCACUUUCGUUUCUCCUGAAUACAUCGGCCGAGAAAGACGGUUCGCGUAGUUUGGGCGCGCUCGGCCGUUUUCAUGGAAGGUGGCGCCGGUGCCUCGGCGCCUCACGCCUCUGCUCCGGAAAGUGCCAAGGAGAAAGAGGGAAUUAUCCAGAAUGCUGGAAAUAACUCUACUUCUGAAGUGAGCAGCAGUGAAGUAACUUACACAGAUGAAAGUGAUCCGGAUUACUCCUUAGGAAAUGGCCGUGAGUACCAACAUGAAUAUGUAGGGGAGUUUAAGGCAUAUAGGUCAGGGAAGAGAGGUUGGUCAUGCAAAGAGCAAGCAAACAAACCAGAAAGUCUUUCAUUAAUUAUAUUUCCAUUUAAUCUGAACCAGGAAACUAUAGUUAAAAGCUUUGGAACAAGCAGAAUAUUAAGCCAUUGCUUAAUAUCCUGGCUUGUUCCAAAGCUCUUAAGUGAUGAUUUCUGGUUUGGGUAAUGAGAGAAGUUACAUUUAAUUGAAAUUUGGAUAAUGUUUCACCAAAUUUUAAUUUAAAAUUUGCUAGAGUUUCCAGGAACAGUUCAAAGACUUCAUGGAGUUCAUCUAGCACUGGGCACUGUCUUUAAUACAGAGUGAAGAAGGAACUAGAAAUAAGGGUGUAAUUAAUUGGCAACAUUUUCUCAAGGAACAACAAAUGCGGGAAAGAGAAAGAGAAAGCAUCGAAUGCAAUAUACUGAAAGAUGGAAAGGUAGAAGAAUUCAAAAAGUAAAACGAAGGCAGAUUAAAAUUCAAGAGAAGGAUUUUCAGGGCUCCACCCUUCCUGUGCAUUGUGGACAAGUUAAAGGUGUUUUGUAUAAGAAGAAAUUGGCAGCAGGAGUUUCACAGAAGUCCAUCAAGUGUUCUGAUGGAAAGUGGUUUACACCACCAGAAUUUGAGGCUAAAGGAAAACGUGAAAGCUGGAAAGCCUGGAAAAGAAGUAUCUACUGUAAAGGGCUUCCUUUACAAAAAUUAAUAGUGAAUGGAUAUCUUCCUAAUCCAAAACGAAUAUACAGCAGGAGGAAAAAGGUAAAGAAUCCAUCGAUAUCAUUUUGCGAAUCAGCCCAGUUCCAGUCAUCAGCUGUGGUCUGUCAUGAUGGCCCAGAAGAGGCCACGCCAGCGCCAUCAGAAGACGCCACGCCAGGGCCAUCAGAAGAGGCCACACCAGGGCCAUCAGAAGAGACUAUUCCAGUUGCACCUCAAUUGCCAGGCAGGACCCCACACAAGCACCUCCGAGUGGAGCUGGCGCGUCUCUCACCAUCUUUACUCGCUAGGGCAAGGUGCAACCCUCUGGAUUCACCACACACAAGCCCACUGGAUUCACCACAGGUGAGCCCACCGGAUUCACCACAGGCGAACCCACCGGAUCCACCACAGGCGAGCCCACCACCUGUGCCGAGGACACGUCGGAGAUGCCAUUGGCGCUGGAGCAUGAAGCCCCACACUAUGUCAUCCAGCCUAGGACUUGCCAUCCUGCAUUCUGUGUACAAAAUGAAACAACUAUUCCAAAACACCUUUGGGAAUCGCAAAGCAGUGCAGGUGAAGCUCCAAGAUAUCACUGGCCACCUAAUUGGCUUGCAGCAGCAACAUGCAGACCUAAAGAAAGCCCUGGACCGAUGCAGUCGGCUUGAUGCAGCCCUGGAUGUUUUGGCAUUGCAGAAGCAAAUGAACGGCAUAAUUGAGCACCAGAGGCGACUGGAAACAUUAGUGCUGGAGAUCCUGGCAACACUGGGUGUGGAAAGACAGUCCCAGUAAUAGGGAUUCCCCUGCUCAGCGCCUGGAGGCCCCAGUCCUGCCACUAACCACCUGGCCUGGGCGGGGCCAAGGCCUAUAAGAACUGCUGUUGCUGCUGCUACCAGCCAGGAGGACUCCCCUGCUCAGCGCCUGAAGGCCCCAGUCCUGCCACUAACCACCUGGCCUGGGCGGGGCCAAGGCCUAUAAGAACUGAGUUAUGUCGAAAUUGUUUUCUAUUCGGUUGUGUAUUUUUUGAUGUGGUUUAUGUAUUGUUUGUGACUUUUGUAAUUGUGCUAUUGCUGUAUUGUUUUGAUAUUCGACUGGAAGCUGCCCAGAGUGGCUGGGGAGACUCAGCCAGAUGGGCGGGGUACAAAUAAAAAUUAUUAUUAUUAUUAUUAU
This is a messenger RNA of Zootoca vivipara (common lizard), 2391 nucleotides long. The record is from RefSeq and is a predicted model, not a curated record. NCBI's taxonomy places the organism in Eukaryota, Metazoa, Chordata, Lepidosauria, Squamata, Lacertidae.